AUGAAGUACGUGCAACUUGGAAGCAGUGGCCUUCGCAUCGCCCCGAUUGGUGUGGGAUGCAUGAGCUUUGGAAAUCCCGAAGGCCGCUUCAAAUGGUCAAUCCCGGAAGAAGACGCAGUGCCCGUCCUCAACUACUGUUACGAAUCCGGCCUCAACUUCUUCGAUACAGCAAAUGCUUAUUCUAACGGGCUCUCGGAGGAGAUCUUGGGCAAGGCAAUCAAGAAAUACAACUGGCGCCGCGAGAACAUUGUCAUCGCAACUAAGCUGUGGGCGCCCGUCGGUCGUGGUCUUGAACAACCAAUGGCGAUGACCGAUGACGAAAAGGACAAUUCUGGUUACGUCAAUGAGUACGGGUUGAGCCGAAAGCAUAUUUUCGACAGCAUCGAUGCCAGCCUGAAGAGGCUAGACCUGCCAUAUGUUGACUUGCUGCAAAUCCACCGCUUCGAUCCCAGAACCCCCGUUAAGGAAACUAUGGAAGCGCUUCACGAUGUCGUCAAGUCGGGCAAGGUGCGGUAUAUCGGCGCGUCGUCUAUGUGGGCUCACCAGCUUCUUGAGUACCAGUAUACUGCCCGCCUCCAUGGCUGGACGGAGUUUAUCUCAAUGCAGAACCUUCACAAUGCUAUCUACCGCGAAGAGGAACGGGAGAUGUACCCCGCGUGUGCUAAAUUCGGAAUGGGUGGCAUCCCGUGGAGCCCCAUUGCGAUGGGCUUCCUGGCUCGGCCCUGGUCUGAUUUCUCUAUCACUACACGUGGAGAGGGACAGGGCCAAGGAUUCCUUGGUCAGCCUAUCACAGAUGCAGACAAGAAUGUCAACGAACAGGUUGAGAAGAUUGCCAAGCAGCAUGGUGUAUCCAUGGCGACUGUGGCAAUUGCAUGGUCCCUAUCCAAGCCGUUCAUCACUGCUCCAAUUCUAGGAAUGAGUAAGAAAGAAAGAGUUGAUGAAGCGGUUCGCGCUAUUUCUUUCGAGCUUAGUCCUGCAGAGUUGAAGAGCAUCGAUGAUCUAUAUGAGCCCAAAAAGGUGAUUAGCCACCAGUGA
Penicillium coprophilum is the source of this 1035-nucleotide messenger RNA. Its product is annotated as aldo/keto reductase. The coding region runs from base 1 to 1035 and encodes 344 amino acids. The transcript has a single exon. NCBI's taxonomy places the organism in Eukaryota, Fungi, Ascomycota, Eurotiomycetes, Eurotiales, Aspergillaceae. The record is from RefSeq and is a predicted model, not a curated record.